AUGGCACAGGCAGGUAGUGGGUCUCCUACGUCUGUUUCUCAGAACUUCGGUGAUGGGUCUCCUGCUGAAGUUUCAUUGCGCAGAGACACAAGCAAGGUUCAAGACCAUACAGGCGAAAAAACCUACAGAUGUGAGCAGUGCGACUAUUCAACAACAAAGAAGAGGAACUUCGAUUAUCAUCUAACAAAACACAAUGGAAAGAAACCCUACAUGUGUGGGGAGUGCGGGGCAACUUUGGGCAGCCAGCUAGCAAAACAAGCCGAUGAGAAACCCUACGUUUGCGGGGAGUGUGGAUACAGGGCAGCUCAAAAGUUUACCCUAACCGAACAUUUGAGAACUCAUACCGGCGAGAGACCAUUCAAGUGUGACCGUUGCAAUUAUUCUGCUGCAUCGAAAUCCACAUUAGACCGCCACCUAACCACACACACCGGUGAGAAACGCUUCAUGUGUGGGGAGUGCGGGUACAGAGCAGCACGGAAGAAAUCCACCUUGGGCAGGCAUCUAGCCAGACACGCCGGUAAGAAACCCCUCAUGUGUGAGGAGUGCGGCUACAGAACAGCUUCGAAGGCUCACUUAGCCCAACACGUGAGAAUCCAUACGGGUGAAAAACCGUUCAAAUGUGACCAGUGUGAUUAUUCUGCCGCACAGAAAUCUGCACUGAGCGUCCAUCUAGCCAAGCACACCAGUAAAAACCCUACUCGUUUGGGGAAUGACAAAAAAAAGAAAAUUAAGAUAUGA
Molecule: messenger RNA, 738 nt
Organism: Branchiostoma floridae (Florida lancelet)
Lineage: Eukaryota; Metazoa; Chordata; Leptocardii; Amphioxiformes; Branchiostomatidae
Product: gastrula zinc finger protein XlCGF8.2DB-like
Exons: 3
Coding region: 1-738 (245 amino acids)
Biological process (GO): regulation of transcription by RNA polymerase II
Cellular component (GO): nucleus
Molecular function (GO): RNA polymerase II transcription regulatory region sequence-specific DNA binding; DNA-binding transcription factor activity, RNA polymerase II-specific
Source: RefSeq, a predicted model, not a curated record